This is a messenger RNA of Leptidea sinapis, 2893 nucleotides long. Its product is annotated as cytochrome b5-related protein-like. The coding region runs from base 147 to 1496 and encodes 449 amino acids. The transcript is spliced from 6 exons. Gene Ontology annotation, molecular function: heme binding. Gene Ontology annotation, cellular component: mitochondrion. Gene Ontology annotation, biological process: lipid metabolic process. NCBI's taxonomy places the organism in Eukaryota, Metazoa, Arthropoda, Insecta, Lepidoptera, Pieridae. The record is from RefSeq and is a predicted model, not a curated record.
CGACAGUCACGGCCAAUCAGCUUGUCAUGAUGGUUGUCAUUUGUGGUUUGAUAACAACAAAAUUAUUUAAAUCAUAAAAUACAGUGAUAUCGGUACUUGUUUAGUGACAAUAUAAAUUAUAUCUUUAAUAUUUACCGCAUCUUGCAAUGGCGCCAAACCUGGACAGGCGACAAACAAGCUUCCCUGAUCUUCAAUACCCACUUUUACGAGACCAAGAUCCAAAAACUGCCCAACAAUGGUUAGCGGGCAAGAAAGUCCAAGAUGGGGCAAACGGCCUUUGGCGAGUUCACGACAGCUUAUAUGAUUUGACGAAUUUUAUUGAUUUUCAUCCCGGAGGCACUCAAUGGCUUGAGUUUACUAAGGGUACUGACAUCACAGAAGCCUUUGAAACUCAUCACAUAAGAAGCGAUCUUGCCGAGACAAUUCUCGCAAAAUAUUUUGUUUGUCAAGCGGAGUUACCGCGAAAUUCGCCUUUUACAUUCAAAGAAGAUGGAUUCUACAGGACUUUGAAAGCGAAAAUUGCUGGGAGACUAAAGGACAUACCAAAAGACACACGAAAGAAGAGUGAUUACGUCACUGAUGCUCUGUUGAUUGCUUUGUUGAUCGGCAGCCCUUUGUGUUGUUGGAUUUGGAGACAGAAUUUAAUAUUAGGAGCAGUUACCACUGUAGCUCUGGGAUAUUUACUCAGUGCGCUCACAAUUUGCGCACACAAUUAUUUUCACAGAACCGACAGUUGGAGGAUGUAUUUGUUUAAUAUCAGUGGAUUUUCAUAUAGCGACUGGAGAAUAUCGCACGCCAUGUCCCAUCAUCUGCAUACCAAUACAGCCCAAGACAUCGAGUUAAGUAUGUUAGAGCCAUUCCUUCAGUUCCUGCCAACGCCGGUUAAGCCAAUCUGGGCCCAAAUGGCUGCCUUUUAUUAUCCUAUUGUGUUUUGUCUCACUUCUUUGGCAUGUUUAUUGAAAGAACUAAUAACGAUCGUUGUAAAACACCAUGAUAAGAAAGCUUCGUUUGCAAAUCUUAUCCCUUUUACACUUCCUAUAUGGAUGUGGUUAGCUGGUGGUCUGUUCCUACCAUGGACCCUGGCUGUUUGGUUGGCCAUUGUCAUUAUUGGCAGUUUCUUCUUUAUGAUACUGGGGCUCACUGCUGGUCAUCAUUCAAUUCAAAAUUUUUUUGAAGGUGAUACUCCCAGGCAGAAAUACCUAGACUGGGGGAUUCACCAGCUUGAUACGAUUGUUGAGAGAAUAGAGUUCGCAGGAAACCAUGUGAGAUCUAUUACUGGAUUUGGAGAUCACGCGCUACACCAUCUCUUUCCGACCCUGGAUCAUGCGGAGUUGAAAUACCUUUACCCAACACUUAUAGAACACUGCGAAAAGUUUGAAAUGGAACUACGAAUGACCAACUUCUAUGAAGCAAUAUUAAACCACAGCAAACAAUUGAUUCGCAAACGGCGAAACAAUUUUACGAUUACGAAUUCUAAGUUUGACAAAAGAAAAUGAAAUAUUAUAUGUAACUUAGAUUAUGGAAUGGUCUCCGCUAAGCUCUAACUAGAUACCGCAGGCGUAUUCGCAAAUUGCGGCAGCUAAUACUACGCUCAAAUGGGCGUACUCGAGCCAGUCCCGAACAAUGUGUGACGUUGACGUGCCACAUGUUCUGUUAAACUUUGCAAAUAAUUGAAACUAAUAUGACGGGUUACGUAGUAAAUCUUCGUAAAAAUAAUGCUACAAUAAAUAAGAAAGACACUGGGAUCACAUAUUAUCAUCAGUAAGUAUUUUGUAUUUUAUUAAUUUCAAUGUAAAAUAACACGAAGCGUAUGUUACAAAAUUUGAAAGAUGCCAUUGAGUUUCUUGAUGCCACGCGCACAAUCAUCUAAUAGUUGCCGUAAUAAAAAAGCUAUUGAUCUUAAGUAGUGCGGUAUCUAGUUGGAGCACAGUGGAAACCAAUGAUUAAUAUAAGAUAUGUAAAUAAUAUAUAAUAUAUAUGAGCAAUGGGCUUUAAAUCAGCAGGGUUUUAGGUUACCUUUAAGUUGUAGAAAAUAAUUAAUUAUAAAAUCCAUAACUAUUAAUUUUAAAUGUAAAAAAAAUGUUAGGCUUGUCAUUUUAUGCCUUAAUAUUUUUAUUCAAAGUAUUUUAUGUAAAUAAUUAUCAAAUAAAUAGUUAAAUGCUUUUGUUAAAUUUGAAUUUUCCAAAUAUCUUUCUUUAGCAUUCUGAGCUUGAUAAGUGUUGACGGAAAAUAUGUGAUAAAAGUUGAAUCAACCAAUCUGUGAUAAUUUUGCAUAACCAAAUUUAAUAGUUAUCAGAUCAAGCAUACACACAUUAUGUUUAAAAAAUGGAAAGAUAAAUUUAAAGGUACGUUAAUUAAAAUUAAACCGAUCUUUUUAAAAUAGCUACAUAAUAGAUAAUCCGAUGACAUUCAUUACAUAUAGACAAUGCACGUUGGAUAAACACAAAGACGAAAUAUGGAACAUGCCACAAAUUAUUCCAUGGUUAACUUCGACUGCUACAUCUAUACAUUGCCGCAUUUACUCAAAUUGCUUAAGAUAUUGUUGGUCAAUAAGCAGCAAUGUAAGACAUCUAUUUGGCUUGAGUUCGAUUCGGAAAGUGACAGUUGACAUUUUGUGUCAACAGUCAAAGUGACAGUUGACACAAAACUAAGGAGAAAGGUGUGCUUGCAUUGUCUUUUGACUGCGAAUGAUAUGUCCAUAUGUAUAGAACGUUAUUGAGAUAAUCUAACAAUUUGGAAAGCAGAACUUGUAAAGGACUUACUUUUAAGGCUUUCUAGCAAUGAUUUAAUAUUUAUUAAGUCAAAUAAAGUUGUCAUUUAAGGUGAUUAAAUUUAUUUUUUCGGGCGGAAGGUGUUUUGAUGAGAAUGGAAAUUAAAUUAUUUUUUAUAAUAA